GGGGCGAGUGGAAGAAAAGGUGGGCGGAGCCGGUGGGAAGGCCGGGCGGAGGGGGCGGGCCUUCGGCCAGCUAAGCCGCGGCCACCCGCGGUCUGAGGGACCGGAGGAGCGGGGCCGGGAGCUGCGAGGAGCACCCCAGACGUCGCCGAGCGCGAGGGCGGGCGUGCUCGGAGUGGUCGCUCGUCAGCCGCUGCCCCUCAGUCUCCGCACUUACAGGUCCCCUCCCUCUCCGCCGGGACGCGGGAGAGCCCGGCUCGCGGCGGGGGCGGCCAAUGCGAAACUGGCUGGUGCUGCUGUGCCCGUGUGUGCUCGGGGCCGCGCUGCACCUCUGGCUGCGGCUGCGCUCCCCGCCGCCCGCCCGCGCCUCCGGGGCCGGCCCUGCAGAUCAGUUGGCCUUAUUUCCUCAGUGGAAAUCUACUCACUAUGAUGUAGUAGUUGGUGUGUUGUCAGCUCGCAAUAACCAUGAACUUCGAAACGUGAUAAGAAGCACCUGGAUGAGACAUUUGCUACAGCAUCCCACAUUAAGUCAACGUGUGCUUGUGAAGUUCAUAAUAGGUGCUCAUGGCUGUGAAGUGCCUGUGGAAGACAGGGAGGAUCCUUAUUCCUGUAAACUACUCAACAUCACAAAUCCAGUUUUGAAUCAGGAAAUUGAAGCGUUCAGUCUGUCCGAAGACACUUCAUCGGGGCUCCCUGAGGAUCGCGUUGUCAGUGUGAGUUUCCGAGUUCUCUACCCCAUCGUUAUUACCAGUCUUGGAGUAUUCUACGAUGCCAGUGAUGUGGGUUUCCAGAGGAACAUCACUGUCAAACUUUAUCAGGCAGAACAAGAGGAGGCCCUCUUCAUUGCUCGCUUCAGUCCUCCAAGCUGUGGUGUGCAGGUGAACAAGCUGUGGUACAAGCCUGUGGAACAGUUCAUCUUACCAGAGAGCUUUGAAGGUACAAUCGUGUGGGAGAGCCAAGACCUCCACGGCCUUGUGUCAAGAAAUCUCCACAAAGUGACAGUGAAUGAUGGAGGGGGAGUUCUCAGAGUCAUUACAGCUGGGGAGGGUGCAUUACCUCAUGAAUUCUUGGAAGGUGUGGAGGGAGUUGCAGGUGGUUUUAUAUAUACUGUUCAGGAAGGUGAUGCUCUCUUACACAACCUUCAUUCUCGCCCUCAAAGACUUAUUGAUCAUAUAAGGAAUCUCCAUGAGGAAGAUGCCUUACUGAAGGAGGAAAGCAGCAUCUAUGAUGAUAUUGUUUUUGUGGAUGUUGUCGACACUUAUCGUAAUGUUCCUGCAAAAUUAUUGAACUUCUAUAGAUGGACUGUGGAAACAACCAGCUUCAAUUUGUUGCUGAAGACAGAUGACGACUGUUACAUAGACCUCGAAGCUGUAUUUAAUAGGAUUGCCCAAAAGAAUCUGGAUGGGCCUAAUUUUUGGUGGGGAAAUUUCAGACUGAAUUGGGCAGUUGACCGAACCGGAAAGUGGCAGGAGUUGGAGUACCCCAGCCCCGCUUACCCUGCCUUUGCAUGUGGGUCAGGAUAUGUGAUCUCCAAGGACAUCGUCAAGUGGCUGGCAAGCAACUCGGGGAGGUUAAAGACCUAUCAGGGUGAAGAUGUAAGCAUGGGCAUCUGGAUGGCAGCCAUAGGACCCAAAAGAUACCAGGACAGCCUGUGGCUGUGUGAGAAGACCUGUGAGACAGGAAUGCUGUCUUCUCCUCAGUAUUCUCCAUGGGAACUGACGGAACUGUGGAAACUGAAGGAACGGUGCGGUGAUCCUUGUCGAUGUCAGGCAAGAUAACAGGGACUUGAAUUAGCGUCUAAAAUCAGGGCAGGCAAACGAUAAUCUGAGUGCAAGUCUGAGGAGUCCCAGGGUUUAGCAGUAGACUGUAUGGUCUUUCAAGAGAGUUCCAGACCGGCACUUUCACCCAGAACCAAUGCGGUGUUUCUUAAUGUUUGCACAAAUUUCCUUAAAAAUCAACUUGUACUGUAGCAUAAGAAAAGUUUUUAUUUAUCUAUUGGAAGAUUAUCAGAAAAAUACCAAGUUAUUUUAUAAAAGAAAAAAUAUUUCUAAAUCCUGAUGCAUUGUGGCUAAUUAGUAAUUCACCAUUACCUAUGGUUUUUGGUUAAAACUUGGCCUAGUUCAGAAAUCUGUAGUAGUAACUGAGAGUUUGAAUUUCAACCUGGAUUGCAGGAUAGCUCUGUAGAGCUUAAUUAGGAUAAUUAUCGGACCAAAAGAACUCACAGGAAUGCUGUGUGAUCAUGUGAUCACAUAUUUGAGCAGUGGUCACUUAUACCAAAGUUUGGGGCUUCUGGAAAUAAUGUCAGAUUUUGUGGAUCUCUGAAGUGGGCAACUUGAACUUGAAGAGGAACCAAGAUGAUUCUCAGUUCUGAACCUUGGUUUUAAAGAAGUUCAUUUAUAUGGUAGACUAAUAACCAAGUUUUCUUUCUGCCAUCUAACAUAAAUCCUGAAGGUCACAGUUUAGUACUCAUAGUUUUUAAAUGCUAAAGUUUUGUGAGUAUGAAUAAAAGCAAAUACCUCUCAGGGUUUUAGUGCUAUCGGGAAGGAUAUUUCUAAAUUGUUGACAUUUUGAAAGAAUUAGUUUUGCUUUCCUCCUAUCAUUGCCUAAUGUUUACCUAAUAUGAGUACAUUUCAAUCAAAGCUGGUUAUCUUCUACAGAAGAUAUACUCAGCUUAGGUGUAAUUGUAGGGAAGAGCAUGUGAUUAAUUUAAGUACUCUUAGAAAUAGUGCAACUGAGAAGACAGAUAAUAGCAUAUUGUUAUACAUAGUAGACGAUGUGUCUCCCCAAGUUUAAGGGACGUUUCCCAAAAUGACCAACCAAAUCAUUUUCGUAACCCUUUAAAAUAGUAGUUUCAAUAGAGAAUUCCAUUAAAACUAGUCUUAUGACAGACAUUAACUGUGUUCAGAUUUUAUUAGGCUAGCUAGUUUCUAUUUAAUAUUUAAAUCUUAUCAUGAAAUGCAGCGAUGAACUGUAAAAAUAAAUAUGAAGUAAGAUCAGAAAAUCGUUAGUAGGUUCAAAGCCUUUAUUAUUGCUAUUAUGUAUAAGCCUAGAAAUGGUUACUUCCCAACAAAAAAUACAUCCGUUGUUAAAAUACAUCCCUUGUUGUACUUAGGGCAAGUUGUAAACCCCCUUUGUUUUGAUAGUAGAAUUGUUCCAGUGAAUCAUUUAUUUCCGGUGAACCCCAGACACGAUAAGCAGUGUAGUCUCUAAAUUUUAUUAGUUGGUUGUCACCAUCGCACUAAUAGACAAUCUCCAUUUUCCACAGAAUAAAACUGUAAUGACUUUAGGUCAUUUUCCAGCUCGAUUUCUCUGCCCGGCUUCUAAAAUUAGAAUGAAGGUGGGGAAGGAUGUGAUUAAGACAGAUCCGAUAAAGCAUGUUACACAUACUCUUCCCCCACCCCGUCCCCAGGCAGUAGCUUACCCUUAAAAUCAAACAAACAGACCUAUGGUCUCCAUUUAGAAUCAAACUGUUGCUAUCUAGAGACAGUUUAAUGUCAUAAUAUGAGGACUAAGCUUGACUUUGUAUUUUGCUGGGCAACUUACUUUGGGACUUUCAUAGGACAACAGAAGGUCUGACACAGGAACUUUGAGAAGACGUGACAGCAAUCCCUUCACCUUUUGAAUGGUCAUGGAGCCUAUCAAAAGACAAGAAAAGUCCAUUCGUUCUCUCAAAUGACAGUAACCUGUAAAACUAGCUCAUGUGAUGAGACCACAGUAUCAUUGCAAUGAUAGCUGUAUCUGUCCUCUUUUUUUUUUUUUUUGAGACUUACUUAAGUCUUGCUCUGUCGCCCAGGCUGGAGCGCAAUGGUGUAAUCUCAGCUCAUUGCAACCUCCACUUCCCGGGUUCAAACAAUUCUCCUGCCUCAGCCUCCUGAGUGGCUGGUGCCCAUCACCACACCCAGCUAACUUUUGUAUUUUUAGUAGAGACGGGGUUUCACCACGUUGGCCAGGCUGGUCUCGAACUCCUGACCUCGUGAUCUGCCUGCCUUGGCCUCCGAAAGUGCUGGGAUUACAAGCAUGAGCACAGCGCCUGGCUGUAUCUGUCAUUUUACCCAAGUCACUUUACCCAAGUAAUUAGGGGAAAGUCUGAGUCUUGUACCACCUGUUCAUUUGCGGAACUGUGGGAAACGGAGCCAACGGACCUAAAUGCCCUUUGACAGUGAGUUUCACACCAUUUCUGGUAUUCUGUACUAGAAAUACAUGUAGUGUAUUUCUUUCUUAUCUGAAUAAACCAGAAUGAUACUCUCAGCACAGAAGAAUAAAGGGAGUGAGUCAUUAACGUUUUCUUUUUAAACCUUUAUGAUGACUUCCUUAUGAAUUACUGAACGAACACUGGAAUGGGACUCAGGUAUCCUGAGGACUUUUCUCAAUCUGGCCUUAGUUCCCCCUCUGUAACAUGAGGGUGUCGACUAAAUGAUCUACAAGGUCCCUUCCAGUGCUGCCAUUCUGUAAUUAUGUAAUGUGUAACUGUGUUAAACAUACACAAGUGACUGCCAGGCAUGGGAACGUAACUUCCGAGUAAAUGCUUUGGUUUGUUCAGAAUACGCUAUGAACUUCUUUCCAAAGACGGGUUGUGGUAAAUAGUGGAUAUUUUGAUUAUGAGAAAUAGAGUUUCCGUGAAGCUUUAGCUGGAGAUACAGCAAUAGUGUGGUGUUACUACAAAUAUCACAGUGUAUUCAAACAUAUUUUUCUAUCAAAAAUCAUUUUUGUAAAAGCUGUGUGUUUUUAUGCAACUUGUGAUAAUAAAUGUUUAUUUUAGAAUAAAA
Messenger RNA from Symphalangus syndactylus (siamang), 4763 nucleotides. It is a transcript of the gene B3GALNT2, whose product is annotated as beta-1,3-N-acetylgalactosaminyltransferase 2. NCBI's taxonomy places the organism in Eukaryota, Metazoa, Chordata, Mammalia, Primates, Hylobatidae. Gene Ontology annotation, molecular function: hexosyltransferase activity; UDP-glycosyltransferase activity. The record is from RefSeq and is a predicted model, not a curated record. Gene Ontology annotation, biological process: protein O-linked glycosylation. Gene Ontology annotation, cellular component: Golgi membrane.